Molecule: messenger RNA, 905 nt
Organism: Armigeres subalbatus
Lineage: Eukaryota; Metazoa; Arthropoda; Insecta; Diptera; Culicidae
Gene: Hsc20
Product: iron-sulfur cluster co-chaperone protein HscB
Exons: 2
Coding region: 225-899 (224 amino acids)
Biological process (GO): [2Fe-2S] cluster assembly; protein complex oligomerization
Cellular component (GO): mitochondrion
Molecular function (GO): protein-folding chaperone binding; ATPase activator activity
Source: RefSeq, a predicted model, not a curated record
UCCAAAUGCGUUAUUGUCGCGUCGCAUCGCGUAACUUUUAUAUUCUGGCAGCCACUUAAUAAAAACUUCAUCAGAAUUUCGGCAUUGAUAAGAAAAUCAGCUGGCGGUGUUUGUAAACAAAGGUUUAUGUUGUAAUCUUUUUCUAGUGUUGUGCAAUGUUUUGAAUGGACUUAUAAACGGUAUUAGUAAUAAUUCCUCCAUCCUGCAUCCGAAACAGAAUCUGAAUGCUUCGUCUGGCUGUAACGCGCUAUUUUCUGCUACUAACGCAAUCCACGAAAAAUGCCGGAAGGACUUAUUCCUCAAACCCCAAAAUCUGCUGGAAAUGUUCGCAGCAUCUGGUGACGAAAAACAAAUUCUUUUGUGCAUCCUGUGGUUCACUACAGCGACUCGAGGAAGUGGAUUACUUCACCCUGCUGGAUGUUUCCAACAAGUUCGACUUGGAUUCGCCAACGCUGACUUCGAACUUCCGACGGCUACAAAGUGCACUUCACCCGGAUAAAUUCACCCAAAGUUCUAGCGAAGAGAAAAGCAAUUCUCUGGAGUGGAGUUCGCUGGUAAAUAAGGCCUAUAAAACGUUGAACACGCCACUACAACGUGGUCAAUACAUACUUGAACAGAAUGGCAUUGAAAUCUCGGAGGAAAAUACAUCAGUCGAUUCGGAGUUUCUCAUGGAUAUGAUGGACAAAAAUGAAGCCGUUGCUGAAGCAUCAAAUUCCGAUGAUUUGGAUGAAAUUGGCCAAACGUUGAAGGCUGAUAUAGAUGAGCUGUACGAAAAGCUGAAUCAAUGCUUCCUAGGAAAUGAUUUGAAGGGAGCUAAGGAAAAUUUAGUCCGAUUAAAGUAUUUAUUAAAUAUUUUAGGUGUUGUAAAGGAAAAGAUGUUGAAAUAUAAUUACCAGUAAAAGUUA